UGAAUAAAAUUGAUAAGAUAAAAAACAUGCUAAAGCAAGAGUUAAUAAGACUUGCUGUAUAAGUAAUAUUUUCAAAUCAAAAUGUCACGUCAAUUAUUAAAUUUCUCAGUUAAAAAUUCCCAUAUAAUAUCAAGAAAUUUAUUGACAAAUUCAAAAUAUGGAUUUUUAAAAGAUCUAGGAAUUGAAUCUGUUAAUCCUGGUGUUUAUGAUGGUAAAUGGAGUGGCUCAGGCAAGAUCAUUGAUUCAAUAUCACCAUCAACUGGAGAAAUAAUAGCAAGUGUUUAUGAAACAACAAAAAAUGAAACAAUAAAUGUAAUAAAUAAUUCAAAUAAAUCAUGGAUUGAAUGGUCAUCAAUACCAGCACCAGCACGUGGUGAAAUUGUACGUCAAAUUGGUAAUGAAUUAAGGCAAAAUUUAAUUCCACUUGGUAAGCUAGUAUCACUUGAAAUGGGUAAAAUACUACAAGAAGGUAUUGGUGAGGUUCAAGAAUACAUUGACAUUUGUGAUUAUGCUGUUGGUUUAUCAAGAAUGUUACCUGGUUAUAUUUAUCCAUCUGAAAGGCUAAAUCAUGUAUUAUUAGAAAAAUGGAAUCCAAUUGGUGUUGUUGGUGUUAUAUCUGCAUUUAAUUUUCCAGUUGCUGUUUAUGGAUGGAAUAGUGCAAUUGCAAUGGUAUGUGGUAAUACUGUUGUAUGGAAAGGUUCACCAACAACACCACUUGUAUCAAUAGCAACAACGAAAAUAAUAUCAAAUGUUCUUGAAAAAAAUGGUAUAUCUGGUUCAGUUGCAUCACUUGUUACUGGUGGUGGUGAUAUUGGUGAUACACUUGUUGAUAAUAAAAAUGUAUCACUUGUUUCAUUUACUGGAAGUACCAAAGUUGGACAUCAAGUUGGAUUAAAAGUACAAAAUAGAUUUGGUAAAUUGUUACUUGAACUUGGUGGUAACAAUGCACUAAUUGUUGCAAAUGAUGCUGAUUUAGAAAUGUCAAUACGUGCUGCUGUAUUUUCAUGUAUUGGAACAGCUGGACAAAGAUGUACAACAACAAGACGUCUUAUUAUUCAUAAAAAUAUAAAAAAUGAAUUUCUAAAAAAGCUAAAAAUUUCAUUUAAAAGUAUACUUGAAAGAAUUGGUGAUCCAUUAGAUGAAAAAACACUUUAUGGACCACUUCAUAAUCAACAAGCAGUUGAUGCUUAUGAGGCAACAGUGAAAAAUGCAGUUGAAAAUGGUGGAACAAUUGAAUUUGGUGGUAAAAAAAUUAAUCGUCCUGGUUAUUAUGUUGAACCAACAAUAAUAACAAAUUUAAGUAUAGAUAAUAAAGUUGUUAAAAAUGAAACAUUUGCACCAAUUGUUUAUAUUUUUGAAUAUGAUACAAUUGAUGAUGCAAUUAUAAAAAAUAAUAUUGUUGAACAGGGUUUAAGUAGUUCAUUAUUUACUAAAAAUUUAUCAAAUAUAUUUAAGUGGAUUGGACCUCAUGGUUCAGAUUGUGGAAUUGUUAAUGUUAAUAUUGGCACAAGUGGUGCUGAAAUUGGUGGAGCAUUUGGUGGUGAAAAAACAACUGGUGGUGGUCGUGAAAGUGGCAGUGAUUCAUGGAAAAAUUAUAUGAGAAGAUCAACAAUAACAAUUAAUUAUGGUGAUCAACUUCCACUUGCACAAGGAAUUAAAUUUGAAUAA
Molecule: messenger RNA, 1668 nt
Organism: Aphidius gifuensis
Lineage: Eukaryota; Metazoa; Arthropoda; Insecta; Hymenoptera; Braconidae
Gene: Aldh7A1
Product: putative aldehyde dehydrogenase family 7 member A1 homolog
Exons: 7
Coding region: 82-1668 (528 amino acids)
Molecular function (GO): aldehyde dehydrogenase (NAD+) activity
Source: RefSeq, a predicted model, not a curated record